GUGGAUACAUCUGCAUGGUGGGAGCUAACUGCCAUCUUUCCCCAUCUUUUGCAUCCUCACCUGCACCUGCUCAUCGCCGCCUUACCACUGCUGCAGCCGUAGCAGCAGCAGCAGAAGCAGCAGCAGCACCAGAAGGAGCAGCAGACUCAGCAGCAGCAGCAGCAGCAGCAGUAGCAACAGCAGCAGCAGCAGCAGCAGUAGCAACAGCAGCAGCAGCAGCAGCUGAAGGAGCAGCAGCAGCAGCAGCAGCAACAGCGGCAGCAGCAGCAGUGGCAGCAGCAGCAGCGGCAGCAGCAGCAACAGCAACAGCAGCAGCAGCAGCAGCAGAAGGAGCAGCAGCAGCAGCAGCAGCAACAGCAGCAGAGCAGCAGCAAUAGCAGCAGCAGCAG
Molecule: messenger RNA, 389 nt
Organism: Closterium sp. NIES-67
Lineage: Eukaryota; Viridiplantae; Streptophyta; Zygnematophyceae; Desmidiales; Closteriaceae
Source: the annotation of a GenBank genome assembly